AUGCACUUUUUAACACCAGUUUCAAUUAUUUCAUUGGAUCUACUUUGCUACAAAGGAAAAAUUGAUAAUUUCACCCUCUACAAUGAGAGACCAGUUUCAAAUAUUUCAUUGGAUCUACUUUGCUACAGAGGAAAUAUUGAUAAUUUCACACUCUACAAUGAAUUCCAUAUGCUAGCAUUUUCGAACUAUCCAAAUGUCCAAUAUGUGUUUUUUAUUGGUCUGUUAUUUAUUUAUUUGUUUGGCAUGCUUGGAAACAUGUUAGUUACUUUAAUUGUAUGCCGAACUCAGCAGUUGCAUACCCCAAUGUACUUUUUUCUGUGUAAUCUAACAGUCUUGGAUAUUUUAUACAUCUCUGCCAUCUUGCCAAAGCUGUUGUUUAUAACAAUCACGGGUGAUACCAUCAUCUCCUAUCAAGGAUGUUUUACGCAAGUUUUUUUCUAUGUUUUUUGUAUUGGCACAGAAUUUUUUUUGUUAACUUCUAUGGCAUAUGAUCGAUACAUCGCCAUUUGCAUUCCGCUUCACUACAUUCUUAUAAUGAGCAAAAUCAUUUGCUUAACCCUGAGCUUAUUCUGCAUCAUUCUAGGUACAUUUAAUGCCUUGAUGUAUGUGUUGUUGAUAUCUAAGUUAUCAUUCUACAGUUUCAGUGAAAUUAAUCAUUUCUUUUGUCAUAUGAAGACAAUACUUAGUAUCUCCUGUAGUGACAGCAGUAGCAUAUCAGUCCUAAUAAAUGUAGAUGGUUUAGUUUUGGGUUUGUUACCCUUUAUACUUAUUCUUAUAUCUUACAUGUACAUUAUAUCUACAGUUAUGAAGAUCCACACAUCUUCAGGAAGACUAAAGGCAUUUUCCAGCUGUUCUGCUCAUAUCACCAUUGUUCUUUUAUUUUGUCUCACAUCUCUUACUCUUAAUAUAAAACCAGAAUCUAGGUUUUCUCAGGAACAAAAUAAACUGCUCUCUAUACUGUACAUUGGUGUUGUUCCAAUGUUAAAUCCCCUGGUAUACAGUCUGAGAAACCAAGAAGUCAAAAAAGCCAUAAAAAAACUAUUUCAAGACAUUAACCAAUGUUUUUGCCAUGAUAAAAUGUAAGAUUUAUGUGAAAUCUCCGCUGGCAAAUGGAAAUGCAAACGCUUACCCCCGUAGGUGCCGCUGGUGAUAAUCGCUGUUCUGCCACAACUCUGAAAAACGGUUGGUCCCCACUGACACACCAGGUUAGAGGUAGAGGACCUCUCACCCCUGAAUAACAUAAGCUUUAGUAAGUCACAAAUAUGUAACAUUGUACAGAAAUUAGGCCACAGACUAACAGGUACAUUAAGUAAGUGUAUUAUGUCAAAGCAGGUAAACAGUUCAAGACUUAAGGCUCGUACAAACUAUAAGAAAAUCAGACGAAGACUUUCGUCCAAAGAAUUUUCCGACAAUUAUCGCAUAGUGUUCACACAACUUUGACAGCCGAUUCCGAAUUUUCAUAUGAAAAUUCUAGGGCUGUGGAAGUUAACUAUUAAUUCAUCGAUUAAUCUUUAAUAACAUGCCGGCGGGAUCUUACUA
Molecule: messenger RNA, 1539 nt
Organism: Rana temporaria (common frog)
Lineage: Eukaryota; Metazoa; Chordata; Amphibia; Anura; Ranidae
Product: olfactory receptor 1G1-like
Exons: 1
Coding region: 1-1083 (360 amino acids)
Biological process (GO): G protein-coupled receptor signaling pathway
Cellular component (GO): membrane
Molecular function (GO): olfactory receptor activity; G protein-coupled receptor activity
Source: RefSeq, a predicted model, not a curated record